AUGUCCAAGAGUCUGGAUCGAGACGUCUUUUAUAAUACCAUCACAACUUCCAAUGGACAGUCCCUUCUUCGCUCGUUGCUAUCUGAGCCGAUUAGGUGCGUUUCACGGACAUCGAAACCAAACGAUCACCGGGCACUUCUGGAUGAAUUACCCAAUGAGACACAAGCUGCUUUACCCAGUCGAGAUGGGGCAGUGCGACUGACUGACGCCUAUUUCGAGCACUGCGAGUUCUUCUCUCCCAUCAUAUCAUCGAAGCACGACUUUUCUUCCUCAAUCGUGCUGCUUUACAAUGAGGGCCCAAACGGCCAGACUACGCUUUCGGGACGUUCUGGGGUGUCGCCGACUAUGUUCCGCGCAUACAUAGUCUUUGCCACGGCAGUCUUGUUGCUCAACAGGACGGAUUCCGCAUUCCCCAUAUCCAGGGCAGACAACUACUUCGCCACAGCGAUCCAGCUUCUUGCCCAAAAUCCAGCCGUCAUUUGCACUGGCGAUCCCGGUCAUCUCUGCAACCUGCUCCUCGUGGCACAGUAUUGUUGCUUCGCCUCUAAUCUAAGCGGGGCAUGGCACUUUGUCGGCGUCGCGUCCAGGCUGGCAGUCGAGCUGGGCCUACACGAUGAGCGUGCCGUUGUGACGAAACUCAGUCAAGACGAAAUUAGCCAGCGCCGAUGGCUUUUCUGGGCACUAUACACAUUGGAGCGAAACCUUUGCGUCAUUGUGGGAAGACCCUUCUCUAUUCCAGACGAAGCCAUUCACACACCAUUACCCGACCUCGCCGAAGCCGAUGGGAGCCGAGCCCUGGCUCUUCACUUGAUCAAGCACCGCAGGCUCGAGUCAGAGAUCUACACCACCCUCAACCAGAAGCCACCAGUGAACGGUGCCGUCAUUGAUCUCUUAACAUGGCGCGAGGGCAUGAGACGUAGAGUCAUAGAAUGGUCGAACUCAGCGCCGACCACAACCGCCCCGUCGACACAACUGGCGCCCACUGACAUAUUCAGCUCCAUCCUGCACAUUGACCUGGUCCUUCUUUAUUAUCCUUCAGCAUCUUUUCCCGACCCUUCGGAGAACGACAUCCUCAUUGUCGCGCAGAGUGCCUCCGAGUGCAUCAGUAACUACCGCCGCGCCUUUCGAGACGGACAGCUGCGCUUCUUCUGGCGCACGACGCACAAUCUCUUCAGGAGCGGCGUCGCGACGGCCUACUGCGUCCACCUGAACUCCAUGCACCAUUACCCGGACCUCAACCAAGCGGACAUGAUUGCGUCUAUCAAUACCUGCAUGUCUGUCCUCUGGGCCAUGGUCGAGCGCUAUCCUCCCGGGUCGGUAUACCGGGAUGCAUUUGAGGUCCUGUCGAAUUCUGUCCUUAGGUCUGCUAGUAAUGUUGGCAGCCUGGGAGAUGUGCAGCAUCAGGGAACAUCUCAAAUCGCGUUUGAACAGCCGUUCUGGGCAGAUAUGGCGUUGCCCCAGACAUCACUGGGUGCCUUGUAUUGGGGAUUUGGGAACGUCCCGUGGAGCUGA
Molecule: messenger RNA, 1512 nt
Organism: Diaporthe amygdali
Lineage: Eukaryota; Fungi; Ascomycota; Sordariomycetes; Diaporthales; Diaporthaceae
Product: transcription factor
Exons: 1
Coding region: 1-1512 (503 amino acids)
Biological process (GO): DNA-templated transcription; positive regulation of transcription by RNA polymerase II
Molecular function (GO): sequence-specific DNA binding; zinc ion binding; DNA-binding transcription factor activity, RNA polymerase II-specific
Source: RefSeq, a predicted model, not a curated record